UUUUUUUGAAGGUUAGGUAGGACUGAGAGAAACGGAUUCCUUCCCCUUUAAAUCUCCACUCCCGUGAUGCUCUAUUCUGACGUCCACGUUUUUCGGAAAUGGCUGCUGUUGGCGGUUGGGGUAAAAGGAUCUGUAAAACCAGCUGGCUGCCUGCCCUGCAACUUAUCCGUCAUGGCUCCAAAUCUGUCACACGUCAUUGGAAACCGAUGCACAUUAUGAGGGAAAAGUUGAUGGCAGUGACUGAAUAUAUCCCACCAAAACCUCUGAAUUCAGAGACCUGUAUGAAGCCCCAUGCCAUUCUUGCUAAAGAAGAGACUGGCUAUGAAAGACUGUUAUUGCGUCAAGUGAAACAAAUAUUCCUUGAGAAUAAAAUGAUUGUUGUGUGCCAAUACAAUUAUAUUCCUGGAAAUGAUAUGGUAUUAUUCAGGCAUCGGCUGCGAAAAUAUAAUAUCCAUGUCAAAUUUUUUCCCAAUAAGAUCAUGAUUCCCUUUCUUUUGGAAUCUAAAUACAAGAAUCUCCUCCCUCUAUUUGUGGAACGCAACCUUCUACUUGUCAGUAUGGAAACAAAGGCUCGGGAAACACUACAAAUCCUGAAGCGUGUGCCACAGAUUAAUAUGUUAGGAGCUUGCAUCGACAACAUCAUCUUAAGCAAACAAGGCUUUGUAAAUUAUGCUAAGCUGCCAUCUAUAGUAAUUGCCCAGGGAGAAACUGCAGGUGUAUUCUCACUCAUGAUGUCCAACACUAGCAGAGUUCUGCAGCGUAGCUCUGUUCAUCUCAGUUCGUUGCUGGACCAAUAUGUUCAACAGGAAAAUGAAAAAGUUGAAGAAAAAGCGGAUAGGAACAUGAGCUAAACUGGAAGCAAUUUAAUUCUUCAGUGUAAAAUGGCCAUGUUUACUUCAUUGCAUGCCUGUGAGUUUGUGGGAGGGGUUAAUUAGUAUGAUUGAUAAAAUUCUAUCAGCUAGACCACAUAGAGAAAAAAAGCUGCAGAGCUAGACAAUGAACAAGGAAUUUUAUUGACUACUUAUAUAAUAGUAUACAUUUGUGGAAUUUUACUGUAUAUGGAAGAUCAUAAGUAUUAUCAUUUAAAUCAAACGUGCAGGUGCAGUACAUUUUUAAUAUGAACAUUUUAUUAAUUUGCAUAAUUUUCUGCUUUAGAUUGGGUAAGAAACAGACUUUAAUAGGAGCGUAUGUAUUUAUUUUAGGCUGUUUAUCAUAACUUACCAAAAUAGAUUAGUUUGACAAAGUAAGUUUUAAGAACUGAAUUAAAAACAAAAUAAAAACAAUCUUCCAGGCCAUUCAAAAUAAAAUAAUAUUGAAAACAUGUAAGUUAACAACAAACUAUUUACUCUUGCACCAAACUGCACAUAAUUUUUAUCAGUGUUUUUAAGAACCUAGUAUGAAUAAUAACUUUAUUCUGUGAUGCCAACCAGCUGUUCUUGAAAGGGCAGAUUUUUUCCCACUUAUGGUACAUUAUUAUAUGAUAAAUGAAUAGAAAUUACAAUAAUUUUAGUGAGAAAUAGGUUGUUUUGCAUCACUUUCAGAGUUUAGUUAUUUGGGAGGGGAUUCCAAUUGUCAGGUUCAAUUAAAUUAUACAAUGUAGGAUUAGAAAAUAGUGUUAGAAAAAAAAUAAAGGUUGAAAUAGUUUGCUGAAUAAGAAAACUUUUUUUGACAUAAGCAUCUUGAAUAUAUAAGAAAACAUAGAAAAAAGAUACAUAAUUUUUUGUUAUAGUACAAUGUGUUUGAAUAGAAAUUACUCAGGAUAAAUAAAGCAUGUAUGAUCAGCAGAUAGCCAUCCAUUGCUUUCCAUCUUUUAAAUGCUUGUGUAGGAUGAAUGUCCUUAUUUGGUUAAAUAACCAUUAAAAUGCUUCAGAAAUGUGGAUUCAUAGUAGUUAUAUGUAAUGGAUUUUAGCUUAAAUUAAGCAUGUAUAAUUAUUAAGGUAGGGAAAUAAAUAUGCUUGUUUGCAAGAUAUUUUAUAAAUAAAAAUGUCUUCAAUUAUCUAAAUGAAAUAAUCCUGAGAUCAAGCUGCAUUGUCCGCUAAGAAGAUUUUUAAAUUUAGUAAUUUAACUAAAUUUAGCAGACAAUGUAGCUUGAAUAAAAUAUUUUAUUCUGUUUUAAUAACAUUUUCUCAGGAAAUAUGAAAAUUCAAGAUAUGAUAUAAAGUUUGUGUCUUCCUAUGAUAUUAAUUAUUGAGUUGAAACCAUGCUUAGCCUGUUUCUGAAUAAAUGACAACUAGCUUGG
Molecule: messenger RNA, 2239 nt
Organism: Crotalus tigris (Tiger rattlesnake)
Lineage: Eukaryota; Metazoa; Chordata; Lepidosauria; Squamata; Viperidae
Gene: MRPL10
Product: mitochondrial ribosomal protein L10
Exons: 5
Coding region: 99-851 (250 amino acids)
Biological process (GO): translation
Cellular component (GO): mitochondrial large ribosomal subunit
Molecular function (GO): structural constituent of ribosome
Source: RefSeq, a predicted model, not a curated record